GAUAAAAACAAUUGAAAAUAUUUCUCUACACACACGCACAAAUACAAACUCAUGUCUUUAAAUAUAUUUCUGUUUCCAGGCCAAAUUACUUAAACGUGUUUUUCUCUUAUGGAACAUCUAUGCAAAUUAUUUUUUUUGGAUUUGUGCGAGGUGAUGGGGAGGCCAUUAAAAUCCUCAGAAAUGACAGAUAUCCCUAACACGGCAUCCUGCUUCGAGCCCGUGGAGUGUCUUAGCUAUACCAUCCGGCAUAAGUAUCCCAAACGACUGGUCACCUACGAUGCGGAGGAGCUAUGCGAGUCACGACUCAUACGCUACUCGGAUCUGACCGAAAGCGUCAUGGACGUCAUGAAGCCAGUCUGCCAAAAGCAGCAUUUGAAAAAGAGAGACAAGGAUAAGACUGGCAAGACUAAUGAUAAGGUCCGGGAACUUAUAAAAAAAUCCUGCAAGCCGCUCAGCGCCUGCGAAAAGUUAACGGAGCAACAAAUACAGCAGCUGGAGCGGUGCGGCAAGGAGCUGCACCAAAUUACAGUUAGUCGUCUGUGCGCGGGCGACGAUCAGAGAACGAAGCCCACCUGGCAGAGCCUAAAACCCAUCCAGAAGUUCUGCUUCUAUUGGCAGGCGCUAACUGGCCACGAGCUGCGGCCAACGCCCUACGAGAACUUCAAGGAAAUCUUCAUGAGGCGCUAUGUGAAGGAAUGCCCACAGGCCAGUGUGCGGCGCCUGCGCACCGUGGUGCAGCGCACCUGGCGGCGCAUGAAGGGUGAGCAGCGUGUGCCCUUCAAUCUGUACGCGCUGCUCUACCAUGUCAGCACCGGAGCUGUGGAUCCCUUCGAUCAUUGUGCCGUGCGUGUGCUAUUGAAUCGCUGGCGCUGACCUUGGAACAUUUUUUUGGGCCUUUGGCUCGGUGUGUUUGUUUGUGGCCGCAUUAAAGUGUCUGUCAGGCAGCUGAAGAAAAUUUGAUUUUGAUUUUAAUUUCGCAAUUUUAUACAAAACAGAUGCUGGACAAUUUAACCAUAUGCGAUCUA
Messenger RNA from Drosophila montana, 1025 nucleotides. RefSeq lists its product as uncharacterized. The record is from RefSeq and is a predicted model, not a curated record. NCBI's taxonomy places the organism in Eukaryota, Metazoa, Arthropoda, Insecta, Diptera, Drosophilidae. The transcript has a single exon. Bases 109 to 873 code for a protein of 254 amino acids.